AUGGAUUCGACUGCUUCCCUCCGCGGGGCUUCGGACGAGGUCGACCGCAACGAUAGUGAUCCUGACCCGAUUCACACUCACAAAAAGCAACUUUCUCAAGAGCUUCCAGAUGAUUUACCCAAGUCUUUGGACGACCGUCGUUCCGUCCCCAUGAUUCAACCCGAGACUGAGAUGUAUGAUGGUUGGCAAGGCCAAUCCCAGUUUCUCACGACGCCUGUGGCUGCGAAACCGUUGAGCUUCAGUCUCGCCCUGGAUGAUCACUCGCAUGACGACGAACAUAGUUUACAGGCCCAGUAUGGGCGGGGCCUUGCGGCUGCGGUGGAUGACGAUAAUGAGUCGACUACUACGGCUCGGCUGGAGGACAGCGAUGCGCGGCUGAUGGAGAUGCUCGCUGCGCAGGCGGCCCACCGGGAACUGUCGGAAGCAGAGAAGAAGGAUAUCUUGCAACGAAGUUUGAACAUGGCUGCGAGCAACGGCGAUGUAGAACGUGUGCGCAAGUUGGUACAGGGCAAAGCGAAAGAUUAUGUAGAUGUGAAUCUGCCAGAUGAGGAGGGAACCGUGCCGUUAAUCUAUGCCAGUUGCUUUGGGCACCAAGACGUAGUUUCAGCCCUUCUGAACGCAGGUGCCAAUGUUGACCAACAGGAUCGCAAUCAAUGGAGCGCCUUGAUGUGGGCCAUGACAAACAGACACAAGACGAUUGCGAAGAUCCUUCUCGACCACGGAGCGUCGCCGGAUAUCAAGUCCUCGUCUGGGGGCACUGCUUUUGAUUUCGCCCAGCCGGGAAGCGAGAUUUCGGAAUAUCUGCAUGAGAACGGCUAUCAUUUUGGUCCUACUGUGAUUGAAGAUGAUUUUUACGACGCUGGUUUGGCGCACGGGCGGUUUGAGGAGGAACUUGCGGAGACAGAAAUGAAGAGAAGGAUGAUGAUGGAAGAAAGUGCUAUUAAUCUGGAAGUUGACCUAUCAAGCCUGGGGCUCGAUGAGAAGUUUGAUCAGUCACUGGAUGAGGAAGAGCUGGAAGAAGAACAACAGGAAUUUGUCUGGGAUCGAUGCCUGAACGACCAAAUGUUCGUCUUCCAGGAAAGCGAACUAGAGAGGAUCUUAAAUAUGAUCAUCACGAACAUGACUCCGCAGCGAUCUCCGUCGCAGAAGCCAGUCCCCGCCAACCUCCUUUUCCUUAGUGCCCGGUACGCACAUUACCAUGCUAGCCCCGAAUUACUCGCGAAGUUACUUGUCUCAGCCACAGAUAAGAUCAACGAUGUUGUUGAACGUCAUCAAUGGGACAUGACGAUAUUGGCAUUCUGGAUGUCGAACGCCACCUUACUUUUACAUUACCUGAAAAAGGACGGGGGUCUCGUGGAGGCGACUGUCGAGUUCCAAUUGCACCUGGCGGAACUUAUAAAUGAGAUAUUCAUCUUAAUCAUCCGGGACGCCGAGCGCCGAAUGAAUAAGGUGCUAGACGAGGCGAUGCUCGAUCACGAGACGAUCCCCGGACUAGAAGAUGUUCACUUCCAAAACGAGUGGAAGCUUUUCCGCUCCAAGACCAAGACCAAAGCCCCCGAGCCCGCCGAGAAGCGCUUCCGGCCACCAUCCCCGCGGCGACGAGCACAGGUUUCACCGCGGAAUAUCACUUCCCUGCUUUCCUCAACCCUUUUCGUGCUAGAUCUCUACGAUGUUCACUCAGUCAUUACUACUCAGAUCCUGUCACAGCUGCUGUACUGGCUAGGAGCGGAGAUCUUCAAUCGCAUUAUGACCACCAAACGGUACUUAGCCCGGACCAAGGCUAUGCAGAUUCGCAUGAACGUAUCAACCUUGGAAGACUGGGCACGUAACAAUAACCGCCAGCCUGAGCACUAUGAAAAUGGGUCUAUGUCUAGUACUGGCGAAAGCACUAUGGACGCCGCCCGCAGACACCUGGCCCCGGUUAUCCAGCUAUUACAAUGGCUGCAGUGCUUCUCAUCUUUAGGAGAUGAUUUCGAGUCCCUUGUCACCACAUUGCUUCAGUUACAGCAACUGACGCCAGCCCAGCUUCUUCAUGCGGUGAAGUCAUAUCGGCCUGAGGUAGGAGAGAAGGGUCUUACGAAGCCAGCGACGAAAUUCCUGAUUGAGCUGCAACGCGAUCCCGACGUGUUGUUCCGAGAGCAAGCAAAACUUCAAGGGGGCAAAGAGCAAGCGGCGGAGCCAGAAGCCGGGCAGGCGGAGGGGCGGCCUCGGACUCCUCGACAAGAUCAACCUGAUGAGCAAGCCUCCGCCGCAUCUCCAAGGUCUUUCAUGACAUCACCGCGUAUGGAUGAGCGAAAUGGAGCCAACGGGAUCUUCUUGGACCCAUCCCUCACCCUUCCCUUCUCACUACCUACUAGCACCGACAUGUUGAUCAGUUACGGGGCGGGAUGGGGCGGCACCAACCGAGAACGAGCACGCAAGUAUAUUCCUACCGUGCCUCCCGAGGUGUUGAGUCGGUUCGAUCGUGACAGUUGA
Molecule: messenger RNA, 2475 nt
Organism: Aspergillus nomiae NRRL 13137
Lineage: Eukaryota; Fungi; Ascomycota; Eurotiomycetes; Eurotiales; Aspergillaceae
Product: DIL and Ankyrin domain protein
Exons: 5
Coding region: 1-2475 (824 amino acids)
Molecular function (GO): GTPase binding
Source: RefSeq, a predicted model, not a curated record